CUCUCUGGGGGAUUAAUGAGUUUGACCGUCUGCAUUUUUUCUGGCUGAAGCUACUGUAUCUACAAGGCAGCAGAGGAGAGAGAGUGUCAGUACUGGACGACAGUCUCGUGUCUUGAUUUGCACUCAUCAUUGGAUUAUGAAGAGGAAGUGAACAAAGUAACAACUUCCUAUAUGACACAGAAAGAGGCCUUGAUAGAAGGGGUCUACAGGCCUACAUAGUGAAUUAAUUUCCAGUGCAUUUGACCUCAAGUAUUUCAAGAAAUGCAUUAAGGUAUGUAAACAAAACAGCAUUCUGUAACAUGAAUCAACAAAAUUAUGAAAGAGGGGACUUCAGCAUCAUGAAAAUGCUAAACAAGAUGGCUAUUGUUAAAAGAAACAAAACAAAGUCACAACAUUUGAAACAAGAAACAGCCCCCUCUGCAAGCUGCGACCAUUAUCACUUCCCCCAUGAAAAAGAGGAAAAGUGUUGAGACACACAGCAAGUCAAACAUUUUCUCUUGGACAAGGGAUAUUAAAUGGACAAAUGAUAUUUUACCUCUUUUGAACAACGGAUGAUACUUAACCUGCAAGACUGUGAAUUUUAACAUCAGUGAUUGAUCAACUCUUCUUUGUGUGACACACGUCACUCUGCAGUUUUAAUCACCAACUGGACAAAACACUGGGAAAUUGCAAUUCGUUAUUGGUUGGACGUCUCUUGUUGUUUCAUAACAGAGAUUUCAAAAAUGGGUCCUGGAGUGAAAGACGACAAAACAAGAGAAACAGGAGGAAGGAACAGUUUUCCACUCAUCCUUUUUUUCUGCUUGCUGAAUAUCAGCGGCUUGCUUGUCCCAGUCACAGGAUUUGCGCUGAAGACUUGCCGAGUUAGUUACAAUAUUGCCAAAUGUGUCAAAAUGAAACUCAUAGCUGUUCCUCGAGAUAUUCCCUCAACAGUUAAACGUUUUGAUUUGUCUGCAAACAUAAUUUCAAGAGUACAAGUGACAGAUUUCCAAAAUUUUAAGAUUUUGACGCAGUUAGAGCUGAAUUGCAAUAUGAUUUCAGGAAUAGACAACGGUGCAUUUGCCAAUCUGAUUUCCCUCAAGAAAUUAAAUUUGAAUAACAACAAACUUGUUGGACUUGGAGAGGAUCUUUUUCAUGGUCUGAGCAACCUCACAGAGCUCAGAAUUAAUGGUAAUCUCAUCCAAGAUGUGGCCUCCUCCUCUUUUAGGGACAUGAAAAGCUUAACAUUUUUGGACAUUUCUCACAACAAACUGCACCAGAUCACAAAAGUUCAUUCAAUAUUACAGCAUCUGCCACAUCUGCGUGAUGUGAAAAUUAAAAACAACGGUUUAACCACUUUUUGCUCAUGGGAACUGACAAACAGCUCAGUAGAACUCAAACAUCUUGACUUGUCUCAGAAUCCAAUCGCAAAUUUUAGUAUCACUGCAGAUGUUUUUCCAAACCUCACCUGGUUUAACAUUGGUGGCUCUCCUGGAAAGCAACAGAUGAUAUGGGAUGUGCGUAACAAGACUUUCUUCAAUCAAGUUUCUACUCUUGAUAUUAGUGGGCUUCAAAUGGCUUUUGACGACAUGAAAACAUUACUUGAGAUUGUAAACUCCUCACUAACAUCUCUAAGUAUGAAUGCUAUGAAAUGUGGCCUCACUGCGCUUAUCAACAUUUCAUGCACCAUCCCAACUAUGUCCAGACUGGAGCUCCGCCAGAACAAACUCAGUAAUGUCAGUUUAGAUUUGUUUAAGUUGUGCUUUAAUGUAACUGAGAUGGAUUUAACAAGGAAUAAGAUAAAAAACAUCCACGAGAACGCCUUCAGAUCUCUCCAAAGUCUAAGAAUCUUGAGUCUGAGUCGCAAUAGGCUUUCAUCUGUUCCAGCUGCCACAAGGAAGCUACCAAGUCUUACAGAGUUGGAUCUGAGUUUCAAUAUCAUUACCGAACUUGGAUGUGACGAUUUUGCCAAUCAGACAGAGCUGAGACAUUUACAGCUCGAUGGGAAUUUAAUCUCAGCUCUACAAAAAUGUCUUUUCAAGGAUUUGAUAAGAUUGCAAGUUUUAAAACUACAAAACAACCGUAUAUCAAACUUAAAUAGUGCUUUCAAGAAUUAUUUGCCAAAUCUGACAAAACUGUUUUUGAAUGAAAAUGAACUCACUGAAAUUAAACAUGAGGAAUUUAGCGGCUUAAAGUCCCUCCAAAACUUGUCAUUAGUUGAAAAUAAAAUAAAAACACUUGAAGAAGGAUGUUUCAUUGGGCUGAGGAAUCUUAUGGAUAUUCUGCUCCAGAAAAAUAAUUUAAAGGAAAUUGAAAUAAACAAAGGUUGCUUCAAUGAUCUGAUAAAUUUAAGAAGAUUGGAUUUAAGGGAAAAUCAUAUUAAAUAUGAAAAUAGUUCAUCUUUGCCUCAUGCACCAUUCUCUCAGCUGUCCCGUCUGGAGACAUUGGCCAUUCCUUCACAACACCGCAGGCUAAAGUCUUACUUGCCUCGUAACUUCCUGCAAGGUUUGACAAAUCUGUUGUUUUUCAAUUCCAGGAACAUCCAACUAUUAGCCUUGCACAAAGACAUGUUUAAUGACACACCUCAGCUCCAAACACUUGACAUUAGCUCAAAUGAACUUAUGGAUCUCUCUCCAGAUUUGUUUUCCCCGAUUCAAAACCUUAAAAGCCUUUACAUUUCCAGAACAAGUCUCCAGUCUCUUGAUUUUCUUGUAAAUGCCAACCUCACCAAGCUGAAGUUCUUGCAAGCGAGAAAGAAUGAAUACUCGGUCAUCAGUGAAGAAAUAAUAAAGUCCGUACCAGGUCUCAUUUAUGCAGAUUUUCAAGGGAACAGCUUCACCUGUGACUGUGAUAACGCCUGGUUCAUCAAGUGGGUCAAAAACAACAAUGAAACGCAGGUAUUUGAUGCCUAUAACUUUGAGUGCAACUAUCCCGUGAACCUUAAAGGAAUGAAGCUCUUGGAAAUCAACAUCCGGUCCUGCUCAGUAGAUGUCGAAUUCAUCUUCUUUAUCUCCAGCACAUGUUCAAUCCUCUUUUUUAUGGUGGUGUCCUUUACCUACCAUUUCCUGAGGUGGCAGCUGACCUAUGCCUACUACCUCUUUUUGGCUUUGCUCUUUGACACAAAGCAUAAAAACAAGCGAGCUCCUAAUCAGUAUGAUGCCUUCAUCUCCUACAACACUCAUGACGAAGCCUGGGUCAUCAGAGAGCUGCUGCCCAAACUGGAGGGAGAACAGGGCUGGAGAUUGUGUCUGCACCACAGAGACUUCGAGCCAGGUAAACCCAUCAUGGAAAACAUUACAGAUGCUAUUUAUGGAAGCAGGAAGUGCAUCUGUGUGAUCACUCGCAGAUACCUUGAGAGCGAGUGGUGCUCCAGAGAGAUGCAGGUGGCCAGCUUCCGUCUGUUCGACGAGCACAAGGACGUGCUGAUCCUGGUCUUUCUGGAGGAGAUCCCCGCCUUCGAGCUGUCCCCUCACUACCGCAUGAGGAAACUGCUGAGAAGGAGGACCUACCUGAGCUGGCCUCGAGCCGGUGAGCAAACCGAGCUGUUCUGGGAGAAACUGCGACAGGCUCUGCAGACCAGGGACGAUGGUGCGGAGGACUGCUUCCUCCUCCCUGUGGAGGACAGACCAUGAUGAAAAGAAAUACAGUCCUCUUUGUAUGAGGUUUACAGCCUCAAUAGUACAAUGUUGUGACUCAUUUGAUAUUCUGUUCAGCAUAAAAUCCGCUAAACGAGGAUUCAUUACCGUUUUAAAUGACCAAAUAUUGAACAUUCUGUUUAGACACAUUCAUAAGAUCAGCGGCACUUGCUAAUCAACUAAAAUGGAAAAUUGGCAGACACAAGUUGAAAAGUUUCCAUACAACGAAACCCAAAAAUCAAGUUAUGACUGAAAACCAGUUAAACAAAUGUUUCCCUGUUGAAAGACUAUUGACACUUGUGAUUGGAUUGUGACAGCAAAAGCUCACGAUAAAAGAAUCCCAACGUGAUUGGUUGUACAGCAGAUUUGUAUUUCCGUUUCCCCUGACAGUGGCAGAUAUUAAAAAAUGGCAGGAAAGAAGAGAAGUAGUAUUUGUUUUUAAAACCAAUAUAUCCUUCAUUUUGAAGGGCAAUGACAACAAACCCUAACCCUACUGAAGUUUAACACAGCAUUAAUAGAAUAGCAUUCAUAUUCUCAUGUAAAUCUCUUGUAAAUAUUAAAUUGAAGCCAUGCUAGUGGUGUAGGAAAGGCAGUGUCCGUCUAAAAUAUCUCCACUUUUGAAUGGAUUGCCAAUACAUUUUUCUGGCAAUUCGUUCACGCUUCCCAACUGCCAUUGCAAAACUUGGAUUUAUGACCAAACACCUUUGUUAUAUCUGAUAUACAUCACAUUUUUAGUCUCUGUUAAGGCAGAAAUGUUAAGUUUAAAUGUUUUGAUAAAUUAAAAUUGACGCUUGUACUCUUUUGUUCUCAGUAAUUAUAUUGUUGUAAAUUUUAAAGUGCUUACCUUGGCAUCUUGGAUUUUUUGGAUUUUUCCAUUUAGUGUAAUUACGUUUCUUAGACAAACUUAUGUAAUGAGAUGAUAUGGUGUGUGACCUUUUUUGUGACCAAAGAAAUUGAUUUUCUUUUAAACUUAAGUUUUGUUACUUGUUCUAUAUAGAUGAAAUUAAAAUCACCCAUGUGAAGUUU
Messenger RNA from Scophthalmus maximus (turbot), 4637 nucleotides. Its product is annotated as toll-like receptor 13. Bases 723 to 3608 code for a protein of 961 amino acids. Gene Ontology annotation, molecular function: transmembrane signaling receptor activity; protein binding. The transcript is spliced from 4 exons. The record is from RefSeq and is a predicted model, not a curated record. Gene Ontology annotation, cellular component: membrane. Lineage: Eukaryota; Metazoa; Chordata; Actinopteri; Pleuronectiformes; Scophthalmidae. Gene Ontology annotation, biological process: inflammatory response; immune response; toll-like receptor signaling pathway.